Molecule: messenger RNA, 1884 nt
Organism: Elgaria multicarinata webbii
Lineage: Eukaryota; Metazoa; Chordata; Lepidosauria; Squamata; Anguidae
Gene: AMDHD2
Product: amidohydrolase domain containing 2
Exons: 12
Coding region: 99-1328 (409 amino acids)
Biological process (GO): N-acetylglucosamine catabolic process
Molecular function (GO): N-acetylglucosamine-6-phosphate deacetylase activity
Source: RefSeq, a predicted model, not a curated record
UGACCGGGCGAGGCGAAGCCAAAGGCAGAAGUUGUGUGCAACGAGGAGGAGGAGAAGGUGUCGGUGGGAGCCCGGCGCAUCCCUUUCAUGCUCGGAGGAUGCCGUCGGAUAAAUCCAUCUCGGAUCCUUCGGUCUUCCAGUUUACCAACUGCUGGAUUUUGAAGAACCACGAACUGCAAAGGGAGGACCUGUGGGUGAGAGAUGGCAAGAUCCUAAACCCAGAGAAGCUGUUCUUCGAUGAGAAGAAGGCUGCGGAUGUCCAACUGGACUGCAAGGGCAGCAUUGUCGCUCCCGGCUUCAUUGAUGUCCAAAUCAACGGAGGUUUUGGAGUGGAUUUUUCCCUGGCCACUGAUGAUGUGGGAGCAGGAAUCUCCCUGGUUGGCCAGAAGAUACUGUCCCAUGGAGUGACCUCUUUCUGCCCAACCCUGGUGACCUCCCCACCAUCUGUAUACCACCAGGUUCUGCCUCAGAUCUGUGUGAAAAAUGGAGGGGUUCACGGAGCUGGCAUCCUGGGAGUUCAUCUGGAAGGUCCGUUCAUCAGCAAGGAAAAGAAGGGGGCUCAUCCUGAGCACUACCUUCGCACUUACGAGACAGGAGCCUUCCAGGAACUGCUUGCCACGUAUGGGCAGCUGGACUGUGUCCGCAUCGUCACCCUGGCACCCGAGAUGGAAAGGAGCGGCGAGGUGAUCCGAGAGCUUACCAAGAGGGGGAUCUGUGUGUCGCUAGGACACUCCGUGGCCAACCUGUCUCAGGCCGAGGAAGCCGUUCGGCACGGGGCUACCUUCAUCACGCAUCUCUUCAACGCCAUGUUACCUUUCCACCAUCGGGAUCCCGGAAUCGUGGGACUCCUGACAAGCGACCGGAUUCCCCCGGGCCAGCAAGUGUUCUACGGCAUGAUAUCCGACGGGAUCCACACGAAUCCCGCCGCUCUGCGAAUCGCGCACCGAGCUCACCCUAAAGGGCUGGUCCUGGUGACGGAUGCCAUCACUGCAAUGGGUCUUGCCCCAGGUAGGCACACAUUGGGCCAACAGGUGAUUGAAGUGGACGGCCUGAACACCUACAUUGCAGGGACUAAAACUCUGAGCGGUAGUAUUGCGACCAUGGACACGUGCGUUCGACACUUCAGGGACGCCACAGGGUGCUCCGUAGAAACAGCGCUGGAAGCUGCUUCUCUCCAUCCAGCCCAGCUCUUGAAAAUCGAGGACAGGAAGGGCACCCUGGAUUAUGACAGUGACGCAGAUUUCCUGCUGCUGGACGACAGCCUCCACGUCCAGGCUACGUACAUUGCCGGACGCCAGGUUUGGAGACGCGGCAGUUUUGUUAUCUGAAACCGGAGCCGAGACUGAGACUGGCAGCCCUUGAAGAUUCGGAAGCCGAGAGCGGAUUGGAGCCAACCCUGCAGCCCCUUUCUUCCAAAGGCCUUCCGCCUCUCCCGCUCUCUCUUCCUUUUUUGCUUCCUUUUCCCCUCGCUCCUGUGACCCCCUGGAAAGAGUGGCAUUCAACAAAUAGGGCCGGGGGAGGCAGCCCAGGCUUCUGUUCGCAAGCUGCAUCCUCCGCGGAGUCUUGUGUUUCCAAGAGGCUGAGGUGGAAGACUUACUCCUCACCCCAUGCCAGAAUCCUGCCUGGCUGUCCCUUCAGGCCUUUCCUGCAGAGAUAAAGGAAGCUUCUCCUGUUCACUGUGUGAACGCAAGGGCCUGGGACAUAUAGCACCACUGAAUGAACAAACCUGCCACCAGAGAGGGCAGCUCCUGCCAUUUUCUUCCUAUAGUGCCUCUCUUUCUUGGCCUUUCACCGACACACCUCUUGUUGCUGGCAUGGCGCCUUUUGUUUGACUAUCAUCUGCCUUAUCUAUCACAAUUAAAGCCAGCUAGGUUAUUUGAUGUA